Didymella exigua CBS 183.55 is the source of this 552-nucleotide messenger RNA. RefSeq lists its product as uncharacterized. Lineage: Eukaryota; Fungi; Ascomycota; Dothideomycetes; Pleosporales; Didymellaceae. The record is from RefSeq and is a predicted model, not a curated record. Bases 1 to 552 code for a protein of 183 amino acids. The transcript has 2 exons.
AUGAGUCGCAUAAACAGUCCAAACGACGAGCGAGCGAUGGUCUCUCAAAGUGAGCUCGAAAGAAGGACUCAGCGAAAUACAACAGAUUCACUGCUUCUACAACUGCCAGCUGAGUUGCGCAACAAAGUCUACGAAUUUGUACUUGAAGAGGCCUUCGUGUUCUUGGACGCCACCUACGACUUUGAUGGCUCCGAGAUCGUCAGCGUCACACGAGAGUCGCUGACUCUGCCGCAAGUCUGUCGACAGAUACAUCACGAAUGCCUUCCAUUUCUGAACACCUUCAGUACGCUGACUUUCAGUGGCCUCUGUGCAUUCGAAAGCCUGGAAUGUACACUGGACAACCUGGGUCACAACUUCGACAAGGUCAGAGUGCUCAAAAUCUCGAUGUGGACACUGACGAUCUUACCAUUGGGUCAUGUGGUACGGAAAAUGUUCAAGUCUCUUGAGCAGAUCGUUGUUCGAUCGUCGAAUUUGGGCGCCGGACACAUUGAGCAAAUUCGCUCCUACUUCGACAGACCUAACCUCGAAAUCAUCAUGAGCCCCGACCCGUGA